UAUAAACAAAGUUGGCGGUAAAAGAAAAUGGAAACUGUGGAGAGAGAAAAGUCGCUCAAAAAUGAAACGGAGCAGGAAUACAGAGUCAACGUGACAUCGAAAAAACGACUCAUCGAGCAGAUGAAUAAAUAUAAAGAGGUUCUGAAAACUGCGCUGGACGGACAGACGGAAAUGGCCGAAGAGACGAAGCGGGUUUUACUGCAGGAGCUGCUCGCGAAUUUUGAAGCAGCUGUUCAGGACAACGUCUUAGUGAACGGAGAACCGUGGGAGGAGGCACCUGAUGAAGAAGACGAGGAGGCUUAUGACCUUGAGGGUCUCCUGGACGACACCAUCGUGGAGACCACCAGGAGGCGCCGCACGUACCCCAGACAGAUCCUGCCCCACGUGGUUCACUCCCUCAAGGCUGAGCGUAAAAUCAUGGGCCUGUAUGAAGACACAGUGAAACCCCAGGAGAUGGUCAAAGACCCAGAUCAAGAUAAUCGGGAAGAACUACUUCCCUUUAAAGUCGCACGUUUGAAGGUUUCGCCGUCGCUGAAAGUGACAAAAAUCUCAGUGCUGCUACUCGUUGUUUCUGCAGCAGCUUCUGGACAAACUUCAGAGAACAUCAUGACUGAUUUGUCAGCAGCGGCUCCAGGGAUGGUGAAACAGGCCAUUCAGGUUAUAAAGUCAAUCAGCACUCUGCAGAAACAAGCUGAAGGUCUCUGUGAAAUCCUCAACAUGAAACCCAGUCACACCACGCUGGAGAUGGAGAGGGAGGUGUUCGGCUACAGUGGCCAACCAGACGCUCCUCCUCCUCCUGAGGAGGGCGUGGCUGCAGAGAGGCACAGGCAGCCAAUCAAGAGAGCUGUAGAGGAAGCGGCAGCCACAGGCUGCUACGUGCCGCUGGCAAAGAAGCCAGACUGUCCUGCAGGAGGCGACAAAGUGGAAUGACGCGGACUUAAUGACGCCGCAAGACUUUUUAAAUCGCGUACAGUCAACGCCGUCUGUCUGUUUCAGUUUCAGUGCUGCUGGGUGACACGACCACAAGAGGGCGCCAAUCUCCCUGGAACAAAACGAGUGAAAACCUCAGCACUUGUGUUUCACCUUAAAUUUCCUUUAUUCCUCGCCGUUUGGCAAUGUGCGAUUAAACAAACAAUUUCACCAAGAAUCUGACUCACCAUUAAGAUGUUGAUGACUCGGUCAACAACAUAAGAACAUGUUUAUGUUUUCAUCUCACUGUUAGACAUUUAUAAACCACUCACUCU
This is a messenger RNA of Solea senegalensis (Senegalese sole), 1244 nucleotides long. RefSeq names its product NSL1 component of MIS12 kinetochore complex (gene nsl1). Gene Ontology annotation, biological process: mitotic sister chromatid segregation. The record is from RefSeq and is a predicted model, not a curated record. Gene Ontology annotation, cellular component: MIS12/MIND type complex; kinetochore. The transcript is spliced from 7 exons. The coding region runs from base 28 to 930 and encodes 300 amino acids. Lineage: Eukaryota; Metazoa; Chordata; Actinopteri; Pleuronectiformes; Soleidae.